CAACUAUCUUCACGGUCAGGUACUAGGCCUAUGUGGUUAGUUUUUGUUCUGCUGUAUGCUGUUGAUAAGGUGUCCUCUAGAAAUGGGUGGCUGGAGACUGGAAUCAGCGAAGAUGGUGAUUUACAUUUUCUUUCCUGUAGCAACCUUUUACUAUUUUAAUCAAACGGAAUAUUUUGAAGAAAAAGUCAGUCGAAAAAUAAGACAAUUGUAUCCUCCAGAAUGUAAAAUGCAGAGAAAAGAAUUGGAAGCUAUGAAAAAUAAGAUACAAAACAAACACUAUGAGAAAAUGAGGGAAGAAGAGGAAAAUUAUUUAAAAAAUAAAGACAGAAGUGCAGUUACAAGUUCAUGAAUGUUGAAGGAAUUUGGUUUUCAUGUGGACUAUUGUAACUUGUUGGUUGUUUUUCUAUAGAAAUUGCAGUACUAUACUUGAAUUUGAAUUUAAAUGAAAAUGGAUGGUGGUUACAGUAUACAUUUACAUUGGGCAGAUUUGUCAAAGCAGCAACAAAAGGACACUUAUCUCUGCACAGUGACAUAGUGCAUGCGUACAGCCCUUUGAUCUUAUCCCUGACAUUGAUACUCCAAUACUAGAUGCAAGUACAGCCAGCAAUUAUUAGUCUAUGCGUACUUUUUUUUCUGGUGUUAUUAUUUUUAAAAAUUAAAUUGGGGCAUAUGUUGCUUCUGAUUUCUUUCGACCAAAAU
Anneissia japonica is the source of this 699-nucleotide messenger RNA. RefSeq names its product protein PET100 homolog, mitochondrial-like. The coding region runs from base 56 to 349 and encodes 97 amino acids. Gene Ontology annotation, cellular component: mitochondrial inner membrane; mitochondrion. The record is from RefSeq and is a predicted model, not a curated record. Lineage: Eukaryota; Metazoa; Echinodermata; Crinoidea; Comatulida; Comatulidae. Gene Ontology annotation, biological process: mitochondrial respiratory chain complex IV assembly. The transcript has 4 exons.